Messenger RNA from Haliotis rufescens (red abalone), 3299 nucleotides. Its product is annotated as sodium/glucose cotransporter 4-like. Gene Ontology annotation, biological process: transmembrane transport. The record is from RefSeq and is a predicted model, not a curated record. Gene Ontology annotation, cellular component: plasma membrane. The transcript has 15 exons. Bases 466 to 2400 code for a protein of 644 amino acids. Gene Ontology annotation, molecular function: D-glucose:sodium symporter activity. Lineage: Eukaryota; Metazoa; Mollusca; Gastropoda; Lepetellida; Haliotidae.
ACUGUUAACAUUAAUGCAAAUGUCAAGGUGACGGUGCAUAUAUACUCUUAACAGAGGCCUUGGCUGAGUAUUUCCAGUCCGCUGUUCACAUACAUCAGUGGUGGCGGGUCUGCGAGAGCUGCUCGUGGAAGACGUAGUGUUUGGGAAUCAAUUCAUCUAGAAACAAGAAGAUGGUCCCGUAGUUGUAUUAUCGCAGGAAGCCAAAGCAGACGACAAGCAGACGAGACAAGUGGACUUGUUUGUUGAACCAUCCCAGCAAAAUCUUUUUCCGAGACAUUUUUUUAUAAUAACUGACACCUGUGUCCAACGUAUAUAAGUUCGUGUUUAAGCCUUCGGUUUAAGCUGUUUGGUGUUCUUGCGAACAGAACCAUUCCUGCUUUGAUUACAUUUUGUAAUCAUUGAAUAAUACAUCACGUAAUAUAUUUUUGGUGAAAACGUGGAAAGUGAAUCUUGGAACUAGUAACGAUGGCGCUUGAACUGCACGUGGAGGAUAUAAUUGUCCUCGUUGUAUAUUUCAUACUGGUCAUGGCUGUUGGAUUGUGGUCAUCAUGCACGACCAACACCGGCAGUGUCAAAGGUUACUUCAUGGCGGGAAGGGACAUGAUAUGGAUCCCCGUGGGCGCCUCCAUCUACGCCACCAAUUUUGGCAGCCAUUUUUUUGUGGGGAUGGCGGGAUCGGCGGCCGCGGGGGGCAUCGGAGUCACCAUCUACGAGUGGCACGCUGUGUUUAUGCUGUGUCUGCUUGGGUGGCUCUUCGUGCCGGUGUAUGUCGCCUCGGGGGCGUACACGAUGCCGCAGUACCUGAAGAAGAGGUUCGGGGGACGACGUCUACGUAUCUACCUCUCCUGUCUCGCCAUCUUUCUUCUCAUCGUACAGAAAAUAUCAGUGGCCAUGUAUGCUGGAGCUGUCUUCAUUCAGCAGUCCGUGGGCUGGGACAUGUACUCGUCAAUCGUCAGCGUUACCCUCAUAACCGCUGUCUAUACCAUCAUAGGCGGUUUGUCGGCGGUGAUAUGGACAGACGCUUUGCAGACGGUCAUCAUGGUGUUUGGGUCUCUUUGGCUGGUCGUGGCAGGCUUCCUCAACGUGGGCGGCAUGGACGAGUUGUUCGAGAAGUACAUGCACUCCGUCCCCAACGUCACCACAUGCGGUAACACUACCAGCGGCUUCCCUCGCGCCGACUCCCUCCACAUCUUCCGCGACGCCAUCGACGGAGACAUCCCGUGGCCCGGCGCCAUCUUUGGCCUCACUUCCAUGGCCAUCUUGGCGUGGUGCACGGACCAGGUGAUGGUUCAGCGAGUUCUAUCCGCCAAGACCCACUCUCACGCCAAGGGCGGGGUACUUCUGGCCGGCUGGCUCAAACUCCUCAGUUUCUUCAUCGUCAUCUUGCCGGGAAUGAUGGGAAGGGUUCUGUUUCCGGAUGAAGUUGGCUGUGUUGACCCUGACAUCUGCGAGAGCGUCUGUGAGAACCGCAAUGGCUGCUCCAACAUCGCAUAUGCAAAACUGGUCGUCAACAUUUUGCCUAUAGGCGUUCGUGGUCUGAUGCUGGCGUGUAUGUUGUCGGCGCUGAUGAGCACACUGACGUCGGUCUUCAACAGCGCGAGUAGCCUCUUCACACUAGAUCUGUAUACAAGAUGUCGACCCAAGUCAUCAGAGAGGGAGCUGAUGAUUGUUGGGAGACUGUUCAUCCUGGUAUUGGUAGCUGUCAGCAUUGCAUGGAUCCCUAUCCUGAACGUCGCCCAAGGGGGACAACUCUGGACAUACGUGCAAGCCAUGCAGUCGUAUCUGUCCCCACCAUGGGUCGUGGUCUUCAUAAUGGGAAUUGUCUGGAAGAGGACUACAGAAAAGGCGGCUUUCUGGAGCCUGAUGUUGGGACUCGCUGUCGGAAUGAGUCGGUUGAUCAUGGAUCUCGCCUACUCCAAACCUGCGUGCGGCGAGGACGAGACCAGACCGGAAGUCCUUUACAAAGUGAACUACCUGUACUUCGCAAUUAUCCUGACCGUCAUAGUCACCGUCGUCUGCACCGUUAUCAGUCUCGUGACCGAGAAGAGACCAGAAGCGAAGCUACGGAGGGUCACGUGGAGCACUCGUUACUCCGAGCCACGAGAGGACACGGACGAUGAAGAGGACUACGACAACGAAGCUGCUAGGAACGCUGACGUACACCAAGAAACGGAUGAAGAAGUGGAAACAGAUGGAAAAUUUAAUUUCAAGGAGAAAGUAUACAACAUCCUGUGCUGCUACUCCAGCUUCAAACCUAAACCAGUAACCAAGGCGAUGGAGGAAGCGGAAGCGAUGCGCUACAGAGGCAAGGACGAGGCUCCCUGGGUCAGCAAGUUCUUGGACUUAAAUGCCAUUAUUGUGAUGGGCGUAACGGUGUUUCUUCUGGGCCUGUUCGCUUAGGAAUGAUUUAAACACAUGUCAUGCUCAUGAUAUAAUCGGAAUCGUACAAUCGACUCUGCUAUUAGCAGAGAUUUCUUAUGAAUAUGGAAAGGGUUUAGUCGCUUUUAUUAACACUGUCUCAUUGGUUGCAGUACUUACAGGAUAUAGAACACUGCUUAAUCUCAGAGUAUUUGUAGCUUUUACCCACAAUACUCAGUAUGUCAUGUCAUGGUGACCCUGACCCGCAUUCGUAACUAAUCGCCUUUUUUUAAGUGAACGCCAACGAGUGGUAAGAAUGACUGACCCUUCCGUCAGUUGUAUUCCUCUCUCAGAUUGUGCAUUAAAAUCAGUUUAACGGGAUCGUAUUAUAACAGCAUUGCAACUGUCAAGUGUCCAUUUCCGGCCAACGUUAUCAAACGGAGAUAUCGCCUCUGUAGAAUAAAAACAGUUAUUUUACAAUAUAUAAUAUAAAUAUUUUGCUACAAAAAUAAUGAUCUUUUCAAUAAUAAUAUGCAUCAGUUGGAUAAAUUUCCUCAUAUUCAGAUUAUUGAGAUAACAAUAUGGAAUAUACUUAUUGCGCCAAAGAGCUGCUACAGCAGCUGCCCAAUAUGUCACUCUUAGGGAUACGGAUGGUCACGUCAAAAAGUCUGCCAAUCAGCCUCGUAAGUGCCCUUCUACAUGUUUUAAUAACCUAGAUAUCUUCCGUAUUUACCUCCAAAUAUAUAUGUCUACUCACUAAUCACGAUUCAAAAGCCAAAAUGAAAGCCGUUAGCAGUUUUAGGCUGGCGGCCAUCUUGGUUUCUGAAAUCUGUUCUGCUUUUUUGGUGAUGAAGGGCUAGGGGGGAUGUGGUAAUCGUAAGCUAGGUUCUGGUAGUGGUAGUGGUAGUGGUAGUGGUAGUGGUAGUGGUAGUAGGGACACA